GUUCUACGUUAAUUGUCUCGUUGGUGACAUUUGUCGUUUGUCUCAUUAUUCUUCUUUUCGGUGGAGUGUUACCAGUGCAUCAUGUGUGAGAAGGCAGCAUCCAGUGGUACUCUGGUGUUCUUUGUCAAUGGAAAAAAGGUAGAAGAUGCUAACGUGGACCCAGAGUACACUCUCCUCACCUACCUCCGCAACAAACUUCGGCUGUGCGGCACGAAGCUUGGGUGUGCUGAGGGCGGCUGCGGUGCCUGCACAGUUAUGCUCUCUCAAUAUGACCGUGUCAAGGACAAAGUAAAGCACUUCUCAGUCAAUGCGUGCCUGGCCCCUGUGGCUUCUGUCCAUGGUCUGGCUGUCACCACUGUAGAAGGUAUCGGCUCCACUACCACUGGUCUACACGCUGUGCAGGAUCGCAUUGCUCGAGCCCACGGUUCCCAGUGCGGUUUCUGCACCCCAGGCAUUGUGAUGUCAAUGUACACACUCCUUAGAAACAACCCCAAACCCUCCAUGGCAGACCUGGAUGAGUACUUCACGGAAUACCAGACACGGGUGUUCUCGGCCAUACUGGAGAUGCUGAGAUGGUUUGCCGGAAAGCAGAUCAGGAACACCGCUGCAUCGGUGGCACAUCAUGACCGGGUCACACUAUUAGUGACCUCAACCCAUUACUCAUGGCUGCGGCUCCAUCCUACACUCCACAGCCAAGUCAGAGGCGCACGGCAAGUGGUGAUGGACCAGCACUUCUUCACUGGCUACAGACGCAACAUUGUCCAGCCUGAUGAGGUUCUGCUCUCUGUGCACAUCCCCUACACUCAGCAGGAUGAGUACUUCCUGGGGUACAAGCAGGCACGUCGACGGGAUGACGACAUAGCUAUCGUGAAUGCGGGUUUCCGAGUCAGGCUACAACCUGGCUCAAGUGAGGUGGCCCGACUGGAUCUGGCCUUUGGUGGCAUGGCUCCCACUACUGUGAUGGCCCUCACCACUAUGAAGGAAUGGUAAGGUCGUCGCUGGGCUUCACUAGUGGAAGCUGCCAUCUGCUCCUACUGACAAGACUGCCAUUGGACCCUUCGUGCCCCUGGUGGGCAUGUGGGAUACAGACGUGCUCACACUCAGUUUUUCUUCAAGUUCUACUUGAGUGGUGGGGGUCGCCUUAGUGAGAGUCUGCCACAGAAGUGGACGCCACUGGUCACAGGGGAGAAGGGGGCCAUCCACUGCCAGCAGACUGUACCCACCAGUGACAGCUGCUUGCAAAAGGUGCCUGAAGGACAAAUUUCCAUUGACUCCAUCGGCCGGCCCAUGACACACACGUCAGCACUGAAGCAGGCUACAGGAGAGGCAGUGUAUGUGGGUGAUAUGCCCUCCUUCACCAACCAGCUACACGCUGCCCUUGUCCUCUCCUCUCGUGCUCACGCAAACAUCCUCAGCAUCGACGAGUCUGAGGCCCUGAAAGUGGAAGGAGUAGAGAGAUUCUUCUGCGCGCGGGACCUCCCAGGAGAGAGAAAUGUAACCGGCUGCAUUGCCUCAGAUGAAGAAGUGUUUGCAUCUAAGACAGUGAAGUGUGUGGGCCAGGUGGUGGGGCUGGUGGUGGCUAGGGAUCAGGUCACUGCACAGAGGGCAGCCAAGUUGGUGAAAAUACAGUACCAAAAUAUUGAGCCAGUCAUAAUAACUAUUCAGGAUGCAAUUCGUGAGAAAUCAUGGUUGGAUCACUGGACAAUACGUAAUGGUGAUGUAGAGACAGCUUUCAAGAGCUCUGACCAUGUGCUGGAGGGCGAGAUGCAUAUGGGUGGGCAGGAACACUUCUACUUGGAAACAAAUUCCCACCUUGCAGUGCCUAAAUGUGAAGAUGGAGAAAUGGAGUUAUUUUCAUCUUCUCAGUCUCCCACCAAUACUCAGAUACUGGUUGCUAAAGCCCUUGAUGUGCCGAACAGUAGGGUGGUUUGCCGAGUCAAAGGAUGGUGGGAGGUUCGGUGGCAAGGAGACCGAACUACCCUCGUGUCUGUUCCCAUCUGUGUUGCCGCGGCUGCGUUGGGACGGCCAGUGAGCAUCAUGCUAGACAGGGACGAGGACAUGGUGGCAACAGGGGGACGAAACCCGUUUCUGUGUCGCUCGAAGGUUGGAUUCUCUAGUGAUGGCAAAUUGCUCGCCCUCAAGGUCGAUCUUUAUGCCAACGGUGGCUUCUCCCUUGAUCUCAGUGGUGCAGUCAUUCACAGGGCCAUGUUCUCCAUAGAUAAUGCUUACAGGUGGGGGUCGAUGGAGGUGACAGGGUACGCCUGCAGGACAAACCUACCCUCCAACACUGCCUUCAGAGGGUUUGGAGGACCCCAGGCUAUGUUGUUUGCUGAGGACAUUGUGUCUAGAGUGGCAGCCUUCCUCAAGGUUGACCCUACUCAAGUAAGGGAGAAGAACCUGUAUGAGAAUGGAGACAGCACACACUGCAGACAAGUACUGGAGCGAUGCACCCUAAAGCGCUGCUGGCAGGAGGUAAAACACCAGUCCAGCUUUCAUACUAGGACUGCUCGAGUCCACCAGUUUAACAGGGAGAAUAAGUACAAGAAGCGAGGGAUUGCAUUAGUGCCAGUCAAGUUUGGCAUCUCUUUCACUGAAAUUUUCAUGAACCAAGCUGGAGCUCUGGUUAUGGUUUACACUGAUGGUUCUAUCCUCCUAUCUCAUGGUGGCACUGAGAUGGGCCAGGGUCUCCACACCAAGAUGAUACAGGUAGCAUCUCGAGCACUGAAGGUCCCCACAGAAAAGAUACACAUAGCGGAGACUUCUUCAGACAAGGUGCCUAAUACUUCACCCACAGCUGCUUCAGUCUCCUCUGAUCUCAAUGGUAUGGCUGUUCUGGAAGCAUGCGACAAGAUAAUGAAACGACUACAACCGUACAUAGCUCAGAGUCCUCAAGGAACUUGGGAGGAGUGGGUGAAGGCAGCUUACUUUGACCGUGUUUCACUUUCUGCCACAGGAUUCUACAAAACUCCUCUCAUCUCAAAAUUCAAUUUUGAGACACUCGAAGGUCAACUCUUCAGUUAUUACUCAUAUGGAGCUGCAGUGACAGAGGUGGAAGUGGAUUGUCUUACAGGAGAUCACUCGGUGCUGCGAACAGACAUAGUGAUGGACGUGGGUGAAUCUCUCAACCCUGCCAUAGACAUAGGGCAGGUGGAAGGGGCUUUCAUGCAGGGUAUGGGUCUCUACACCCUGGAGGAGCUGUGCUACUCUCCUGAGGGUGUCCUUCUCACUCGCGGCCCAGGAAUGUACAAGAUACCUGGUUUCCAAGACAUACCAAGAGAAUUUAAUGUCUCCCUUCUGCGAGGAGCGCCUAACCCACGAGCUGUCUUCUCGUCCAAGGCUGUUGGUGAGCCACCUCUCUUCCUGGCUGCCUCAGUUUUCUUUGCUAUCAAAGAAGCAGUAGCUGCAGCUCGAGCUGAGCAAAACCUUGACCCCGUAUUCCGUCUGGAUUCCCCUGCCACAGCUGAGCGGAUCCGCAUGGCAUGUCAGGACUUCAUCACUAAGAAGAUUAAACCAGCAGUUCCUGGAACCUUUAAACCAUGGUCUGUUAUUGUGUAGAUGCAAAGACCAACAUUCCCUGGGAGAUCAAGCAGUGAAGAGUGUCAUUAUAUCAUGGUUGGAACAAUCUAGUUAUUCUGCAAUUCGGCAAUGAAAUAUUACAUUAGAUAUACAGUACCCAAGUUGAUAAGACAUGUGUGCAACACCUGAAUAUCUUCACUGGAGACAUACUUCACCAGUAGAAACCGGUAUUUUCUCUAAUACAGGGCCAUGAUGACACUAGUAGAAGAGGUGGAGAAUUGUAGUAGUUGUAGACAUUGUCAAAGGUGAGCAGAACCCACCAGUGAAAGUAGUCAUGGAGUCAGAGAAAUGGCCAGUGUGUUGUGGAUUAUUAUUAUAAUCAAAAAGAAGCGCUAAGCCACAAGGGCUAUACAGCGCUGCAGUGUGUUGUGGAAAUCAUACCUGUGACCAGAGUUGUGGAAGUAGUUUCUCUGGCCAAAGUUAUAGAAGUCAAUCCUAUAUAAUAGGUUUGCUUAAUUUAUCCUGUUACUUUUAGCACUGACCUUCAUGUUAUUACUUAAUAUGCCAUGUUCACAAAAGUGUGAAUUUUCUACUUAUUGAAUAUGUAUGAUUUCUUCAGUACAUGGAAAAUAAUAAAGCAUAAGUAUUCAUG
Cherax quadricarinatus is the source of this 4168-nucleotide messenger RNA. Lineage: Eukaryota; Metazoa; Arthropoda; Malacostraca; Decapoda; Parastacidae. The record is from RefSeq and is a predicted model, not a curated record.